Molecule: messenger RNA, 2334 nt
Organism: Dermacentor silvarum
Lineage: Eukaryota; Metazoa; Arthropoda; Arachnida; Ixodida; Ixodidae
Exons: 1
Coding region: 1-2334 (777 amino acids)
Molecular function (GO): RNA-DNA hybrid ribonuclease activity; nucleic acid binding
Source: RefSeq, a predicted model, not a curated record
AUGCUGCGGAAUUUCGACAGCGACCAGCUCCACCACCUGCUGGACGCUUACAACGCCGUCUGGAGAUCGGGCGUCAUCCCGAGGGAGUGGAGCGAGGCGGUGGUAGUGCCGUUGCUCAAGAACGGCAAGCCACCGCGCGACCCUGCCUCGUAUCGACCGGUGUCGCUGACGUCUGCCGCGGGCAAGGUCCUCGAGGCCAUGGCUCUUCGGCGCCUCGAGUGGAUCGCAGCGGUUCUCGACAUCCUGGCUGCCGAGCAGAGCGGGUUCCGCCGUCUCCGUGCCUCUGCCGACUCCCUGGCUGACGUCGUCACGACGCUCGAGGAGGCCAAGCACCGCGGUGACGCUAGCUACCUCGUCCUCCUCGACGUCAUGAGCGCCUUCGAUCAGCUGCCGCACGCCACGAUUCUCGACGCUCUGUGUACCAUGGGGGUCUCCGGGAGGUUGCUCGCAUAUGUGGGGGCCUUCCUCAGUGGCCGUACGAUGCGUGUGCGCGUGGGGGGAGCGCUCAGUCAGCCGCGCGCCGUCUCGACUGGUGUGCCGCAGGGCAGUGUACUGAGCCCCUUCCUCUUCAAUCUCGCGCUCGCGCGCAUCGGCGACUACAUCCCUCAGCUGCCGGAGUACGAGGUCCGUGUCGCGGUGUACGCGGACGACAUCGCGCUGUUCGCCAGUGGUCCCACCGCCAGGGGCAGUGUUGUGCGCGGGUGUGUACAGUCGGCACUCGACGCAGUCGACGAGUACGUGCGCGGCAUCGGCCUCACUCUGUCGGCGGCAAAGACCGAGGCGAUGCUCGUCCAUCCACGCUACGGGGCCCACCGAUCGGCGCCGUGUUUCUCCCUUCGCGGUGAGAGCCUCCCGUGGCGGAUGAAAGUGCGCUAUCUCGGCCUCAUCGUGGACCACCGGCUCAAGUGGCAGCCGGCAGUGGCUGCCCUGCGCAAGGGAACCAAACGGGUGGCGAGUGCCGCGCGCACCCUCUUGGCCCGCGGUCAGGGCUGCUCCCCCACCUUGGCACUGCGACUCUACAAUUCGGUGGCCUCGGCGAGAUUACUGUACGGCCUGCCGCUCGCUGACCUCAGCCCAGCGAAGUGGGAGGCACUGGACAUUGAUCACCGAGCCGUUGUUCGACAACUCCUGUGCCUCCCACACACGUCACCAGUGGGCGCCACACUCGCCGAGGCUGGCGAGACCCCUAUCUCCCUGCGCGCCGUGGGGAGGGCGCUGGGCCACGUUGAGCGACUGCAUCGUUCGUCACACGGGCAGCAGCUGAUUGACCGGUUUCGUUCCCUGCCCAACUCCGGCAUGGGGCGCCGCGUCGUCGAGUUCGCCAGCCUUGUCGGCGCGGGACCGUCGUGUGCGUGGCUGCCGCCCCCUCCGCAUCGCCGCCGCCGUCUAGACAUUCGCAUCACCGUGCCUGGGGUCCGGGGAAAGCGCAACACCGCCGCCUGCGCCCUGCGACAGGAGACGGCCGCGGUGAUCGAGGAGGAGCUCGCCGGCCGCGUGCUGGUGUACACUGACGGCUCUGUGCUCCGGGACGGCGCGGCUUCGGCGGCGUGCGUUGCCCCCGAGCUCUCGGCGCAGUUCCAGUGCCGUGUCCUGUGUGCGGUGUCGUCAACGCAUGCCGAGCUGGCCGCCAUUGACCUGGCUGCCGAGCUGCUGCUCCAGCUUCCUGUUCAGCGAGCGGCCGUCCUGACGGACUCACGAGCGGCGCUCUCCAUUCUGGCCGGAGAGGAUCACGGCCCCACGCUCGCUCGCCGGCUCCGGUGCAAGCUUGACGGCGUUUGCGAGCGGGGAUGCGACCUCGUGUUCCAGUGGGUGCCUUCUCACAUUGGCCUGCAGGGAAACGAGGAAGCAGACCGGCUCGCAAAGGAGGCCCAUUCCUCGUCGGUUCCGUUGUCGCGGUUCGUGACGCGGUUUGACGUCGCCCGCCACUUCGUGGCCGGCUAUGUGAGGACGCAGCACCCCGACCUUCGCGUCGCAGGCGGCAUUCCCCCCAGGUUGCUGCCCCGCAGAGGCCUGAGCCGGCGAGACCGCGCUCUCAUCCUGCGACUCCGCAUCGGCUGCGCCCGGACGGCCGAAAGGUUGCAUCGGCUGACGGGUGAGGGCUCGCCGUCCUGUGAAGAGUGCGCCGACAUCGAGACGGUUGAGCACGCCCUCCUCCAGUGCCCCGCGCGUGCAUCGGAGCGCGACGCACUUGUCGCGGCAUACCAUCGCCUCGGGUUGCCCGCGGAUACCACACAGCAACUCCUAUUCCCAGCCAUACACCCCUCCAUUGCCAGACACGCCUUCGCGUCGUUACUUGUUUACUUGGAGGAUGCCGACCUGCGCUCUCGGCUGUGA